Molecule: messenger RNA, 3623 nt
Organism: Chrysemys picta bellii (western painted turtle)
Lineage: Eukaryota; Metazoa; Chordata; Testudines; Emydidae
Gene: BRINP3
Product: BMP/retinoic acid inducible neural specific 3
Biological process (GO): cellular response to retinoic acid; nervous system development; negative regulation of mitotic cell cycle
Cellular component (GO): neuronal cell body; cytoplasm; dendrite
Source: RefSeq, a predicted model, not a curated record
GCCCUGCUUGUUCCUCGCGCAAAUCACGGUAGAUUUAGUCCAUGGUUUGGUGUGGUUAGUUCCCCCCAGCCCUUCGUUAUCCCCUGUCACCCCCACCCCAUGGUGUUGACUCGUGGGGGUUCAGAGGAAAGCCACGGUAAAGGCACUGACUUCAUAUUCAAGUCCUAGAAAUCAUGAACCGCAGCCCAGGGUAUCUCUGGAGAAGUACAGACCAGUGCAGUACCUCUGAAGUUGCCCCCUCUUGAAUUCUCAUUGGAUCCUCCCCAGCUCCCUAAAUCAUUCCCGCUGCUAUAUCUAUCAGCAUGACUACAGCCUCGUUCACUAGUUCUCUCUGUAUCUCAUUGUCUCCACCACAUCCUUGUACUUCUCUGUACAGAUUUCUCUGUGCUCCUUCCUCUCGAGCUGGGUUGGCAGAGCCUCUCGCCUUUUUAACCUUUAGAAAGUCUCACGGUUUGUUAUUAUUUAUCUCUUUUGCCUGGGGAUCAUCACAGACCCCACUGCCCACACACAGACACGCACACUUUUCUUGACAUAUUUGAUUCUUUUAUCUUUCUCUCUUUCUCACACACACACAAACACACAAAGUGGUUUCUUUUACUUGGCGGUGUGCCACCAGGAACUGCUGAUUAUUUCUAAAGGGCCACCACCAUGCAGAUCACUUUUUUAGCUUGAAGCUGAAGAUCAUGGAAUGUCUGCUUGGAUUCUGGCUUUGUUUCGCUCACAAUCAUCUCGCUUCCUGAAAUUUCACCUGAUGCAUCCACUAGAAAAAAAGAUCACAGAACCAGACUCUAUUCAAUUCCAUGCUGAUUCAAAAUGAACUGAAGGUGUUGAGGGAAAGCUAAGAGAAUGAAGACUCUAAGCCCACAGUGGAAGCAUGAUAUGGCGAUGCAGUGGUGGUGCUGAAUUGUUCUCUCUGAUGGCUCUAUGGGAGUGGAUAGCACUGAGUCUUCAUUGCUGGGUUUUAGCGGUUGCUGCCGUUUCGGAUCAGCAUGCCACAAGCUCCUUCGACUGGCUCCUCUCUGAUAAGGGACCCUUCCAUCGCUCACAGGAAUACACAGAUUUUGUGGACAGAAGUCGACAGGGAUUUAGCACAAGAUACAAGAUUUACAGAGAGUUUGGCCGCUGGAAAGUAAACAAUCUAGCUGUCGAAAGAAGAAAUUUCCUUGGCUCCCCACUGCCUCUCGCACCUGAAUUCUUUCGCAACAUAAGACUACUAGGACGUCGCCCAACCCUUCAGCAAAUCACAGAGAACCUUAUCAAGAAAUAUGGGACACAUUUCCUACUGUCAGCUACCUUGGGAGGAGAGGAGUCACUCACAAUUUUUGUGGACAAGCGGAAGCUGAGUAAGCGAUCAGAAGGAAGUGAUCCCAGCACCAACAGUUCUUCUGUGACUCUGGAGACUCUGCACCAACUGGCAGCCUCUUAUUUCAUUGACAGGGACAGUACUCUCCGUAGACUUCACCAUAUUCAGAUUGCCUCCACUGCCAUCAAGGUAACAGAAACCCGGACUGGUCCUCUUGGCUGCAGUAACUAUGACAACCUAGAUUCUGUCAGUUCUGUUCUGGUUCAGAGUCCUGAAAAUAAGAUUCAGUUACAAGGUCUUCAGCUCAUCCUGCCUGAAUAUCUGCAGGAGCGUUUUGUGCAGGCAGCUUUGAGUUAUAUUGCCUGCAAUUCAGAGGGGGAGUUUAUCUGCAAAGAUAAUGAUUGCUGGUGUCAGUGUGGCCCCAAAUUCCCAGAGUGCAACUGUCCGUACAUGGACAUUCAAGCCAUGGAAGAAACCCUGCUUCGCAUAAGUGAAACCUGGAAUGCUUACAACAGCGAAUUUGAAGAGUCAGAUUCUGUUGGAUCUUUGCAGAGACAAGGGAAGAGACGCAUGGAUAAUGAAGCCUGCAGUGUCUCUCCCUGCUCACAAGAAACAAAAGAUGAAUUCAAGUUCUUUAUGAAAAGGCUGCCCAUGAACUAUUUCCUCAACACGUCUACCAUAAUGCAUUUGUGGACAAUGGAUUCUAAUUUUCAGCGUCGCUAUGAGCAACUGGAAAACAGCAUGAAACAACUUUUCCUUAAGGCACAGAAAAUUGUACACAAGCUCUUUAGCCUAAGUAAGAGGUGCCAUAAACAGCCACUCAUCAGCUUGCCAAGACAGAGAUCGUCAAUCUACUGGCUAAACCGCAUCCAGUCCUUUCUGUACUGCAAUGAAAAUGGUCUUCUGGGAAGCUUUUCUGAAGAGACUCAUUCGUGCACCUGCCCUAAUGAUCAGGUCGCCUGCAAUGGGUUCCUUCCCUGCAUUGUGGGAGAUGGCUCUGCAUGUUUGACCUGUGCACCUGACAACCGCACCCGCUGUGGGAACUGUAAUACUGGAUACAUGCUGAGCCAAGGGCUUUGCAAGCCUGAAGUGGCAGACUCCACAGAGCACUACAUUGGGUUUGAGACAGAUCUUCAGGACCUGGAGAUGAAGUAUUUAUUGCAAAAAACAGACCGGAGGAUUGAAGUCCAUGCCAUUUUCAUCAGCAAUGACAUGCGCCUCAAUAGCUGGUUCGAUCCCUCCUGGCGCAAACGGAUGCUCCUUACCCUUAAGAGUAACAAGUACAAGUCUAGCUUGGUCCAUAUGAUACUGGGUAUCUCUCUUCAAAUUUGCCUAACAAAAAACAGCACCUUGGAACCUGUUCUAGCUGUUUACGUCAACCCUUUUGGAGGCAGCCACUCUGAAAGCUGGUUCAUGCCUGUGAAUGAAAACAGUUUCCCAGACUGGGAGCGGACUAAGCUGGACUUACCUCUUCAGUGUUAUAACUGGACGCUGACUCUAGGCAACAAGUGGAAGACAUUUUUUGAAACAGUACAUAUCUACUUGAGGAGUCGAAUUAAGUCAAAUGGUCCAAAUGGCAAUGAAAGCAUCUACUACGAACCCCUGGAAUUUAUCGAUCCUUCACGUAACCUAGGCUACAUGAAAAUCAACAACAUCCAAGUGUUUGGCUACAGCAUGCACUUUGACCCAGAAGCAAUUCGGGACUUAAUUUUGCAGCUGGACUACCCCUAUACUCAGGGAUCACAGGACUCAGCACUUUUGCAGCUAUUAGAGAUACGGGACCGUGUAAAUAAACUCUCCCCGCCUGGCCAGCGUCGUCUAGAUCUGUUCUCUUGCUUGCUACGCCAUAGACUCAAACUAUCUACCAGUGAGGUGGUGAGGAUUCAAUCCGCUUUGCAGGCCUUUAAUGCCAAAUUACCAAACACAGUGGAUUAUGACACAACCAAAUUAUGUAGUUAACCAUCAAUGUGAAGCACAACACAAAACCUUGAAGGAGUUUUUACAGUGCUUUUGUGGAACAGUUUAUGUUUGGAAGAGUAAAUUUAAAUUGUCUUUUCAAUAUCUGUCUUAUAUCAGUCAAUACCAUUGGAUGGCAAUUUACACACAUGAACUUGCUGACAAUGAAUAUAUUAUACCUGCAGUUUUGGUUUAUGAAUGAAAUAAAUACUGACACCAGUCUAGAAGACAUUCUACUUUUUACAAUAAAUUUCAUUUGUAAUUUUAUAUGUUCCGUGGCAAUGCUUUUGUGCAUUACAUCCUCUAGAGGGAACAUAAAAGGAUACCAAUAAAAUUUUGUAGCUGAACAGUUAUUAAAAAGAAA